Molecule: messenger RNA, 1692 nt
Organism: Parascedosporium putredinis
Lineage: Eukaryota; Fungi; Ascomycota; Sordariomycetes; Microascales; Microascaceae
Source: the annotation of a GenBank genome assembly
AUGUUCAAAGCGACAAGACCGGACGAUGCCCUCAUUUUCAACAAAGCUAAGCGCCAACUCUUGGAUUCCAUGAGGAAAUUCCAGAGCCAUGUACCUGGCGCAAAGGAAAAUGAGUUGCCCACCUCUUGGGAUGAUGUUGUUUUGGCAGCGACCGCGGUCCAGACCCAGUGGGAGACGAAAGCUAAAGACUCGCGCACCGGCCGGGCGAGAGAGUUGGUCCGCAAGGUGUGCAACGGCAUGAAUAACCACGCCACGGCGCUAAAGAUGCUCCCCACGGAAAGCGAAUACGUCUCGCUGGUUGCCGGCUCCGUCUUGAUGAUCAUCAAGGUACCGUACUCUAUGGCUGCCGCAAACCAUGUCAAUAUCUCGGAGGCUUUCGCCAAGGGCAUGGUUGAGAUCAAUGAUGCUGUGCGGCUUGAGAAUCUGAGCCAUGUCUACGACACGCCGGUCCUCAAGCAACUCACCAUGCGCCUCUAUGCACAAAUCUUCUCCUACCUUAUCAAAUUCAUGACCUGGUACACUGACCGCAGCGUGGCGAGGUUGCUCAAGAGCUUCAACGAGUCCUCCUUGCGGCUGCUUGAAGACGACCUCUCGCAGAUCAAGCUCGUCUCCAACCUCCUCUCUCGGCAGAUCCAGCUGCACAUGUCGGCGGAUGUCCGGGUCUCCAAACUCAUGCUGGAAGACUUGAGCGGCGAUAUCCGCUACCUGCUCCGAUUUUCGGAAUUGGAAGAGAGGCAAUCCAAGAUUCGGGAUGCCGCCAACGCCGAACUGCUGCGGGCCAUUGUGCGCGGCGAGAUUGAAAAGUCCAAGGAAGAGGUCAAGGAAUGCAUGCUCGGCGUCAUGAGCUCCUAUAACGAGAUGAUGCGCAGUGCUAUUUCCGGGAGUGGCAUAACCGGCCUCCUCGAACAGCAAGUACCCGAGACCAUUCGUACCUUGACACAACUUUCACCGGCCGGCAUUGAUGCCGAUAAACGGCGCUAUCGGCGGAGCGUGAGCGGGCCUCGGGACACCCACUCCACUUCUGACGCUGACGAUGGACACCAAACUUUGGACAUGGAGAGUAUAAGGUUAGCGUCACGGCACUUUGAGGAAUAUUUCACCUGGGAGCACGUCCAUCCUUUCAUCGAGACGCCAAGUCCCUUGCUCGCAGACACCGCUUUCGUGGUGAGGCUAGACGCCUUCACCACCUCCAUGGAGUCUCAGCUUCUCUACGCGUACGGCCGGUUCCACACACAGGGCCCAGGAAUAUUGGACAAAUCUGCGGUCGUGUACAAAACCCUCGCCCAGGAAGCCGGGGUGCCCGUGGUUUCUCGGGAGUCAGUGGAGCUUUCGGCUCUACUAUAUGCCUUGAUCCGCCAGGUUAUCGAUCUCCUCCCCACCAACAACACCCAGGUUGCGACUUUUCUGGACGAAGAGAGAUUCUCGACUCUAGAUGGUACUUUGCGCACUUGGAAGGACGCCUUGGAGCUUUUUGAAAACCUCGUGGAUGGCGUCCGUUUGCCGCUCGUGCUCUUCGUUGUUCAUGGCCUCAACAUCCUCGAAGAAGAGGCCCAAGGUAUCGCUGCCGAGGCACUGGAGGAUCUUGUUCAAUGUUUCACGCGCUUAGCGAACCCCUUGCCGGUGCUGAGGGUACGGUCAUCAAAGUCUUAUUCACAACCUCUGGGUUGUCGGAAGUGCUUCUCAGCCUGUUAA